Diospyros lotus (date-plum) is the source of this 1673-nucleotide messenger RNA. RefSeq lists its product as uncharacterized. Bases 121 to 1521 code for a protein of 466 amino acids. NCBI's taxonomy places the organism in Eukaryota, Viridiplantae, Streptophyta, Magnoliopsida, Ericales, Ebenaceae. The record is from RefSeq and is a predicted model, not a curated record. The transcript has a single exon.
UGCAACUUAGGAAGACGAUAUUUAUUAUUCAACUCUCUCUCUGUCUCUCUCUCUCUCUCCAGAGAUUGAACCCAACCUCCUCACACCCAAAUAAUACCAACUCUCUUCAUUGGAUAUCCCAUGGAAGCCACAAACAAACAAAUCCCUGAAAAUGAACUCUUCAAAUGUUCAACUUCAACACAUCUCAUCUCAGACUGCUUCGUCAACCCAAAACACCACGUCGAGGCCUCCAAGCAUCCCAUCUUCUUGUCUCCAUGGGAUCUCGCCAUGCUCUCCGUCCAUUACAUCCAAAAGGGCCUUCUCUUUCUCAAGCCCCCCUCCCCCCAUCAACACUUUUCUCUCCCCUCCUUCCUCCAAACUCUCAAGGAAUCCCUCUCCCUCACUCUCGUCCAUUUCUACCCUCUCGCCGGCCGAUUGGUAACCCUCAACCAACAAAGCCCACCUUCUUCCUCCGUCUAUAUUGAUUGCACCCGCAGUCCCGGUGCCAGAUUUAUUCACGCCGCCGUCAAUCUCACUGUGUCUGAUAUCCUUUCGCCAGUUGACGUUCCGGUCAUCGUCCAGUCGUUCUUCGACCACGACCGGGCGAUCAACCACGACGGCCACACCAGGCCGUUGCUAUCGGUUAAGGUGACGGAUUUGGUUGACGGUGUCUUUGUGGGAUGCUCGUUCAACCACGCCGUAGGCGACGGGGAGUCCUUCUGGAUGUUCUUCAACACCUUGUCGGAGAUCUUCAGAGCCCAGGGGGGCUCCGAUUUUCCCAUUUCGAGGCUCCCAAUUCACAACCAGUGGAUUCUCAACGGCCACGGCCCCCUUCUGCGCCUGCCGUUCGCCGACGAGGACCAGUUUCUCAGCCGACACGAAGCUCCGCCUCUCCGAGAAAGGAUCUUCCACUUUUCAUCCCAAUCAAUAGCCCAACUCAAAGCAAAGGCCAACCAAGAGAAUAACACCGACAAGAUCUCCUCCUUGCAGGCCGUGUCGGCGGUGGUUUGGCGGUGUAUCACGCGGGCUCGCCGCUUACCAGACGAGCAGCAAACCAACUGCAGAAUGGCGGCGAACAACAGAUCGAGAAUGGAGCCACCGGUGCCCAAAAACUACUUCGGCAACUGCAUUCAAGUAGUGUGCGCGAGUUCCACGGCGGCGGAACUUCUUGGGGGCGGGUUUGGGCGGGCGGCGUGGCUGUGCCACCGAGCGGUGGGGACCCACACCGACAAGGUGGUGCGGGAGUGGGUGGGGGGCUGGCUCGAGUCGCCAAUCGUUUACCAGCUGGGGCGGUUAUUCGAUCCUUGCAGCGUGAUGAUGGGCAGCUCGCCGAGAUUCGACGUGUAUGGGAACGAGUUUGGAAUAGGCAAGGCGGUAGCGGUGCGAAGUGGGUACGCGAACAAGUUUGACGGGAAGGUGACUCUGUAUCCUGGGCGUGAGGGCGGCGGGAGCAUGGACUUGGAGAUUUGCCUCUCGCCGGAAACAAUGGCGGCUUUUGAGUCUGAUCGGGAGUUCAGGGAUGCUGUCUGGGAAUCUGAUUAGAUCGAUGCACUGAUUUUGAGAAGUUGUGUGUGCAAUUCCUUGUAGCAAUAAUUUGAGGGUUCAAGCCUAUUUGCAUGACAGAGUGAGGGUGAUGUUUUCGUGUCAAAUGGAAUAUUUUCCAAUCGAAUAUAUUAAAAAUUACUAAUUAAAUC